AUGGGCUGUGAGUGCUCUAAAACUCCUUAUAGCAUUAUUUCAGAUGAAGAAAAAUUUAUUGAAGAAGCAGAAAAAUAUCUUGAAAUACACAAACACAAAGCAAGUACUUUAAUCCAAAAAUUUCUGUCGAAAAUCAAGACAGAAACAGCUUCAAAAGAGCAAAUACAAAAAAUCUUAUAUUUUUUGAAGCUUAAUAAAAAACCUCAUUCAAAGCUUUAUAUAUCUUUAAAGGGAUUUGGUGAUGCUAUAAUGACUGAAUCUGAAAUUAACUUAGCCAAAACGAAAUGCACAAUAAUUCUUUUAGCCAAAGAUUCAUGUGAAAUUAAAGCUAAACUUUUAUUUGAAGCUAUCGAAUCAGGAACUGAAAUAAACUCAAACAAAUUAAAUACUUUACUUGAUAUAAUUUCUACAUCAGCUAUUCAAUUAGUGCAAAGCGCUAUUAAUUUUUCACCAAAAGGACUUUCAGCUGGCCGUGCAGAAAUUUAUUCAAAAAAACUUAAACAGUCCCAGCCUUAUUUUACAGAUAAACUCCAAACCUUGAUUUUGGAUGGGCUGUCUAAAAUUCCGAAAAAUCAAUUUAUAGCGAGAAUAUCAAAUUCAAAUACUUUAAAAAAUAUUUUAUACUUAUAUCAAUGAUAAUGCAUAAUCAGUAUCAGCUUAUUUUAUAAUGCGAAAAAGAUUAAUAUAUAUUUAUUAUUAUUUUUAUAGGAAUAUCAACUUAUGGGAUUAGAUCAUUGCUGUUCAAAUACUACCCUGAAGCUUUAUUGCUAGUCCCCAUCUCCCAAAAACCUGAUAUUUUUUAUUAUAAUUAUCCCAAAGUUAGCCCUAAUCAGCCCAGGACUACAUUAGUCUGCAAAAAUUCACAUGUCCUUAAAUGGACAAAUGAUUGCCCUUUUUACUAUAUGAAUACAGUUGGCAGUUGAGAAAUAAAAUGCAAAAAAUGUAAUACCUUGUUCUCUUCAUCAUGCUGGCACUGUAGAGAAUGCUUAUGAGAUAUCUGCGAAAAAUGUGGACUAGAUCUCAAUCAAAAAGCUCCUAAACUUUCAUGUACAAAAGACCACGAGCUUGUUUGAGGAAUAAGCAAUAAUGCCACUUUUACCUGCAAGAUUUGUAAAAAUGAAGAUAAAGAUUUCGAGUGAAAUUGCGAAGAAUGCAAUUAUUCAGUUUGCAAAGACUGUGGGGAGAAAUUUGGGUAUAAAGCUACAUUAUGGCCAAAUUUGUGCGCAAAUGGUCACAGCCUUACUAUUCAGUCAGAUAUACAGGCGAAAUAUCAAGAAAAAUAUGGGAAAGGGCCGAUAUGUGAAAAAUGUGAAGCGGAAAUUCAUGAGGACUGUUAUCAUUGUAAUGAGUGUGAUUUUGAUAUAUGCAAAAAAUGCAGUGGAUACAUUAAUAAACCAUUAGGUCCACAUCCUUGUUUUGUAUGUACAGAAGGGCAUUAUUUAAGGUCAUUUCAUUCGGAUACUGAAUCAGUUUGUAAUAGUUGUAGCUCACAGUGCGGAUUUAAAUUUUAUUUUUGCCAAGAUUGCGGAUUUUGUUUAUGCCUAACAUGCUGCUCUAAUUUAUAUAAAAAUAUUAUAGUCCCUUGCGUUAAUUGUGAAAAGAAUCUCAAUACUAGGAAAAAAAAAAUUCUAUAGGUGGAGAAUAAUCUGACUUUAGUGAUUAAUUAAAAAGAUUAUACUAAACAAUGCCAAAAAAUAUGCCCAAAAGGCCAUAAAUUGACUUACAAUCCUCAGGUAACCCAAAGAUACAAAGAAAACAAAUUCCUCUGUGCAAUUACUAAAAAACCUAACAAAAACAUUGGCUCCUUUAACUGCUACGAUUGUUCAUACGACAUAAGCCUUAUUUCUAUAAAUUCUUAA
This is a messenger RNA of Blepharisma stoltei, 1859 nucleotides long. The record is from the annotation of a GenBank genome assembly. NCBI's taxonomy places the organism in Eukaryota, Ciliophora, Heterotrichea, Heterotrichida, Blepharismidae.